AAGACUUUUUCACUCAAAACCAUAAGAAGAGGUCCGAAGAGUGACACACAGUUGCCCAUGGCCAUGGCUUAUGCUAUGGACUUAUCUCCUCCAACCUUCUUCUUAUCCCCAACUCCUUCUUCUCUCCGACGUCUCUCUUCCUUUCCCGUCUCUACCUUCCCUCGCCACUCUAACCGGAGGCUACAGAUACUCUGCCAGGCCACAGCCGGAACUCAGCCUCAGAGUCAGAGCAACCUCUCUGACUCUAACUCCAAACUAGCCGCCCGUUCUGGCCAAGACCGUCUUUUGAAGGUACCGAUAUCGAAGAUAAGGAACUUUAGUAUAAUAGCACAUAUUGAUCAUGGGAAGUCGACGUUGGCGGAUAAGUUGCUUCAGGUGACUGGUACUGUUCAGAACAGAGAUAUGAAGGAGCAGUUUCUUGAUAACAUGGAUUUGGAACGUGAACGAGGCAUCACCAUCAAGCUCCAGGCAGCUCGAAUGCGUUAUGUUUAUGAGGAUACACCGUAUUGUCUCAACUUGAUUGAUACUCCAGGCCAUGUUGAUUUCUCUUACGAGGUUUCUCGAUCUCUUGCCGCAUGUGAGGGUGCUCUUCUUGUUGUGGAUGCAUCCCAGGGUGUGGAAGCGCAAACACUGGCCAACGUUUAUUUGGCUCUAGAAAACAACCUCGAAAUCAUUCCUGUUGUGAAUAAGAUUGACCUUCCAGGCGCUGAGCCAGAGCAAGUUCUCAGGGAGAUUGAGGAGGUUAUUGGGUUAGACUGUAGCAAAGCAAUACUCUGCUCGGCAAAGGAGGGAAUUGGUAUAACGGAGAUAUUGAAUGCAAUUGUUGAAAGGAUACCUCCACCUCCCGAAACUGCAGAAAAACCCUUCAGAGCCUUAAUUUUUGACAGUUAUUAUGAUGCAUAUCGUGGUGUCAUUGUAUACUUCCGAGUCAUCGAUGGGAAAGUGAAGAAAGGCGACAGGAUUCUAUUCAUGGCAAGCGGAAAGGACUAUUUCGCAGAUGAAAUCGGCGUUCUAUCUCCAAAUCAAAUUCAAGUGGAUGAGUUAUAUGCUGGUGAGGUGGGGUACAUUUCUGCUUCUAUAAGAUCGGUUGCAGAUGCCAGGGUAGGAGAUACAAUAACAAAUUUUAGCAGAAAGGCAGAAAGCUCCUUACCCGGUUACGAGGAAGCUACCCCUAUGGUGUUCUGUGGCCUGUUCCCAGUUGACGCUGACCAAUUUCCUGAUCUUCGAGAUGCGUUGGAAAAACUGCAACUCAAUGAUGCCGCUCUGAAGUUUGAGCCUGAGACUUCAAGUGCCAUGGGUUUUGGCUUUAGGUGCGGUUUCUUGGGUCUUCUCCACAUGGAAAUUGUGCAGGAAAGGCUAGAGAGAGAAUACAACUUAAAUCUCAUUACCACUGCUCCAAGUGUUGUAUAUAAAGUGCACACUGUAAAUGGUGAUACUACUAUGUGCUCAAACCCAUCUCUCCUUCCACAACCUGGGCUAAGGAAAUCAGUCGAAGAACCAUACGUUAAGAUUGAGUUGCUUACACCGAAAGACUACAUUGGCGCGCUUAUGGAGCUCGCUCAAGAUAGGAGAGGGGAAUUCAAAGAAAUGAAAUAUAUAGCUGAGAACAGAGCUUCUCUCCUCUAUGAGUUACCUCUUGCAGAGAUGGUGGGAGAUUUCUUUGAUCAAUUAAAGUCCAGAACCAAGGGAUAUGCUAGCAUGGAAUACUCAGUUAUUGGGUACAGAGAAAGCGAUCUGAUAAAACUCGAUAUUCUGAUUAAUGCUGAAUUGGUGGAACCUUUGUCAACCAUUGUACACAGAGACAAGGCAUAUUCUGUUGGAAGAGCUUUGACUCAAAAACUCAAAGAGCUUAUUCCGAGACAAAUGUUUAAAGUGCCCAUCCAGGCUUGUAUAGGAUCAAAAGUGAUUGCUAGUGAAGCUCUCUCAGCAAUCAGAAAGGAUGUUUUGGCCAAAUGUUACGGUGGAGAUAUAUCUCGGAAGAAGAAGCUUCUUAAGAAACAGGCGGCAGGUAAGAAGAGAAUGAAAGCCAUUGGUAGAGUUGAUGUACCUCAAGAAGCUUUCAUGGCCGUUCUCAAACUUGAAAAGGAGGUUUUGUAACACCACUCGAUCAAAAUAUCUAUUACAUUAUAUAUUUCAUUUGAUCCCUUUUGUAAUAAACUAUUUUCACACCUAAUGCAAUCUUGCUUGCUUUCAACUAA
Messenger RNA from Raphanus sativus (radish), 2198 nucleotides. Its product is annotated as translation factor GUF1 homolog, chloroplastic. The transcript has 22 exons. The record is from RefSeq and is a predicted model, not a curated record. Gene Ontology annotation, biological process: positive regulation of translation. NCBI's taxonomy places the organism in Eukaryota, Viridiplantae, Streptophyta, Magnoliopsida, Brassicales, Brassicaceae. Bases 58 to 2097 code for a protein of 679 amino acids. Gene Ontology annotation, molecular function: GTP binding; GTPase activity; ribosome binding.